Messenger RNA from Gaeumannomyces tritici R3-111a-1, 2116 nucleotides. RefSeq lists its product as hypothetical. Gene Ontology annotation, biological process: regulation of transcription by RNA polymerase II. The coding region runs from base 338 to 1987 and encodes 549 amino acids. The record is from RefSeq and is a predicted model, not a curated record. Gene Ontology annotation, molecular function: zinc ion binding; DNA-binding transcription activator activity, RNA polymerase II-specific. NCBI's taxonomy places the organism in Eukaryota, Fungi, Ascomycota, Sordariomycetes, Magnaporthales, Magnaporthaceae. The transcript has 5 exons.
CAAGAGGCAAUCGCUCCGGGAUUUGCGUUUGGAGAUGCGAGGGCUUGCAUUUGGUCUAUACAAUGGCCCAUCGGCAUCUCCACCAUCAACCCCAACUUCCCAAACCAGGCACAUUUUCGGUCGCGUAUCCAUAUUUUCCUCCAUAUCAUCAAGCAGUGGCAAGCCAAUCCUCGUCAUUACAUCCGAGGCACCUUUCAGCUUUGGGGUCCACGUCAUGAAGGAGGUGUCGAGAAUAAAAUGGCGAAACUCACCCGAUGCCUGGAGGCAAUGGUAUCUCCUACCCGGACUCGACUACGCAAGGGCACCAAUUACGCCCCUGGCAUAGCCAAGCGGAAUCAUGGCGCCCCAGUAUCUCGACCCAACACCUCAGCACACGCGUCGAACGCGUGCUCCUCAUAAGCGGACACGGAACGGCUGCGCCGAGUGCAAGAAAAAGCACGUUCGCUGCUCGCUCGAGAAGCCAGUAUGCACAUCCUGCUUGGUCAGGGGCACAGAGUGCCAAUACCCCGUGGGCUCCGCCGCCGUCUCGACAGUCAGCGGGCAUCUAACCGUGUCGAGAUCCCCGACUCGGGCCACGAACUCACCGGUGAACCCCGGGAGUCCCGCAGCAUCUACAAGCAACUUGGCAGGCACACCGUCGCCGUGGCUCCUACCGUCUGCCCCUCCCGUCGGGCCUUUCAGCAGUCUUCCAGUCGAUAUGCCCUGCAAAUCGUAUGAGAUGCUUCAACACCACAUCGACUACCGCCAUCUGGCCUCCAGUAUGAUCCCGUUCUUCCAGAGCCCUGUACAAAUCUUCAACGGAUCCCUGGACUCCCUCAAGAUUCACAGCAUCAUCACGUGCACGUGCGUGCACGCUUCGUGGCUCGGCGGCUCCGUAAAGCCCGUGGAGGAGACUUACCUCUACCACAAGAUCGAGAAGAUGCGGAUCCUCCAGCAGCUCAUCGACGAGGGGCGCCCGGAAUUAUAUGACACAUCCAUAACCUCGACCCUUCGCCUGGCCCUUUCGGAUACCGCCAUGGGGGAGGACGAGGCCGGAGCCGCUCACAUGCGCGGACUCUUUGGUCUCGUCCAAGUGCAGGGAAAGACGGUGCCACCGAUGGUGCCGCGGGUGAUGCUUGUCAUUGCUUCACUUAUUGCAGCAGCCCGCAACGCUGCCACAUCCGCACCGAACCCAAAGGAGGCGUUCGGGGUUGUGCCCGCAACGCCAAUCUUCCUUGUCCAGGGCGGCGACCCGGCCAACAUGAUCCCAAACUACUUUGGGAUCACCCAUCUCUCUUCACCCGAAUGCGACUGUGGCGGCGGCAUCGCAUCGUCGUCCACCUACUCCUCCCUGACGCACCCAAUCCCCGCGGCAGCGUGGAUGACUGCCGCGUACCUACUCAUGCACGUCAUCUACGAGAUGAACUGGGCCACAUGGGUCGUCGAGCCCCGCCUCGUGGCCUGGCUGCAGGGAAGCCCGCCUCUGCCACCGCCGCCGCCGCCGCCGCCGCCGUUGACCCCCGCCGAGUCGUGGAUGCAGUUCUGGCUCUGGCGGACCGUCAUCGGCGCAUACGUGCUCCUCGGCGGGGCGGCAAUACCAUCAUCACCACCACUAGGGUCCUCCGGCCCAGAUGGCAGCAACGACGGCAUCGCCGAGGUCCAAGGCUGGUUCGACCCCCUCGUGGAGCGGUGGAUGGACCGCUCCGCCGCGGCCGGCCUCGCGCAGUGGGACGUGGCGCGGGAGGUUGUUGCCAAGCUCGCGUGGCUCGGGACCGCCGGCGCCGGCGAGCGGUUCCUGGCAGAGACGUGGCGCGAGGCGUCACGGCUGAGGGGCGGCGAGCGGGAGGCGGCCAGGGUGGCGGGCCGGGAGCAGGCCGCGGCGCUGGGGGGACUCCUGGAUGGGCUGCAGAGCUUCGUCAUGGGGCCCGACGACGCGCCAUCGGCGCCUAGGACGGAGCCAGGAGGUCGUGUGAAUGUCGGCCAAGGGGAUACUGAGGGCUCGUGGUAGCGUGGCUCCUCUGGGGAACGGAAGGAGAGUGGAUAGGAGACGUGGGACGAGCUCAUAGCCAUCGUAUGCUUGCUCUAAUCUAGAUUUCUAAUUAGAAUAACCUCGAGAACUCUCUUGCAUAUUCCAAAC